AUGACCUCAAGAAAUGACUCUUCAGUGACUGAGUUUAUCCUGCUGGGUUUAACACAGCAGCCAGAGCUCCAGCUGCCUCUCUUCUUCCUUUUCUUAGGAAUCUAUGUGGUCACUGUGGUGGGAAACAUUGGCUUGCUUGUUCUAAUUAGACUGAAUCCUCACCUUCACAUCCCCAUGUACUACUUUCUCCUCCACCUUUCCUUCAUUGAUCUCUGCUAUUGUUCUGUCAUAAUCCCCAAAAUGUUGAUAAGUUUUGUAAAAAGAAACAUCAUCACUUAUGCAGAGUGCAUGGCUCAGCUUUAUUUCUUCUCAUUCUUUGUUAUUGAUGAGUGUUGUGUUUUAACAUUAAUGGCCUAUGACCGAUACAUGGCCAUCUGUAAGCCCCUGCUUUACAAGGUCAUUAUGUCCCCUCAGGUCUGCCUCAUGCUGAUGGUGGGUGCGUAUGCAAUGGGAUUUGUUGGUGCCAUUGCUCACACAGGGUCCAUGCUUGGACUCAUCUUCUGUGAUGGCAACAUCAUCAAUCAUUUCAUGUGUGACAUACCACCUCUUCUCCAUCUCUCCUGUACAAGCACCUAUAUCAAUGAGCUAGUAGCUUUCAUUGUAGCUGGCAUCAGUAUAAUAGUGCCAAGUCUCACCAUCUUCACUUCUUACACUUUUAUUCUUUCCAACAUUCUCCACAUUCAUUCUAAAGAGGGCAGGUCUAAAGCCUUCAGUACCUGCAGCUCCCACAUAAUUGCUUCUUUUUUCUUGGGAUCAGGUGGAUUCAUGUAUCUUAGGCCAUCUUCUUUGGACUGUCUUGAUCAAGAUAAAGUAUCCACAGUUUUUUAUACCAUUGUGAGUCCAAUGAUGAAUCCUUUCAUCUAUAGUUUGAGAAACAAAGAUGUCCAUGCUGCACUGAGGAAGACUUUAAAGAGAAGGAUAUUUACCUAA
Orycteropus afer afer is the source of this 930-nucleotide messenger RNA. The record is from RefSeq and is a predicted model, not a curated record. Lineage: Eukaryota; Metazoa; Chordata; Mammalia; Tubulidentata; Orycteropodidae.